Gracilinanus agilis (Agile Gracile Mouse Opossum) is the source of this 1179-nucleotide messenger RNA. Its product is annotated as ubiquitin-like protein 4A. The record is from RefSeq and is a predicted model, not a curated record. The annotation marks the transcript as partial. The transcript is spliced from 2 exons. Gene Ontology annotation, biological process: post-translational protein targeting to endoplasmic reticulum membrane. NCBI's taxonomy places the organism in Eukaryota, Metazoa, Chordata, Mammalia, Didelphimorphia, Didelphidae.
UUGGUUCUUUUGGUAAGGAAACAGGAGCCACACAGCACUCCCCCCCCCCCCCAGAUGAACUUCGGCUCUCAGACUACAGCAUUGGGCCAAACUCCAAGAUCAACCUAGUGAUCAAGCUUCCUGAUGAGGCAGCUGCCCGGCACGGGCCCUCAAAGUCUCAGGCCCAGCCUCAGCCACUGCCCACUUGGCUGCUGGUCUCUCAGAUCCUGGCCCGACACUUCAACACAGCCGACACCAGGAGAGUCCUAGAGCAGCUCCAGAAGGACUAUGACCGGAGUCUGCGCCUCCUGAGCUUGGAUGAUAUCGAACGGCUGGCUACCCGUAUGCUCAACUGUACUGUGUCUGAGCCUGUGGAAGUUGGCUUCCUGGAUUAAUUCCUCCAAAAACAACGACAACAACACUAGGGAUGGAUGGAUAGAGUAGCAGGGGUCGCUUUUCUGGCUGUGCCUGCUACCUCCAUCUACUCCCACUAGGGGGUGGAAGGAAGGAAGAAUGGAUGGAAGGAUGAGGGGGUUGGCUUUUGUGGUGCAGAGUGGGAUAGUGGUCAGGGACUGGCUACCGUGACACCCCUCCCUCCCCAGGAUAGCCCUUCCUUGGGCUACUCACCUGACAGCGUCACCAUCAGCCUCUGCUUUCCAGGCAUCCUUGGCCCCCUGGCCCCCAGGGCUGCUUCCCUUUGAGCACAGAAUCAUGGGCUCUUCUCCCCAUGUGCGACCCUCUGCCCAACAAAAGGACAGCCUUACAAAGGAUCAGGAAGCCUGCCUGCCUGCCUGCCUGCCUUCCUUCCUCCCUCCCUUCCUCCCUCCCUCCCUCCCUCCCUCCCUGGAGCAUGGGGAUUACGAGAGCAGCCGCCCUCUGUGGUAGUAGCCUCUCUGCUGGAGCCUCAGGGCUUGGGGCCAGCCCUUCUCCUCGCUUGAAGGCGGGCCCUUCCUAUCUAGUUCUUCUUGCUUGGGUGAUGGGGUUGUGGUAAAGCUCAGGGUUACUCAUUGCCAUCGUGAGGCCUCACCUGCGUGAUCCUCGGGGUCUUCUUACCCGAGGCCUCUGGGCCACCCUAAUUAGGGACUCUUAGUGAGGGGAGGCAGGGGUGGAGGAGCCCCCGGGGGGUCUCUUCUGCCAGGGAGAAAGAGUGAAGCUUUUCACAGUUUUGCUUUCAAUUAAAUCUUUGUUAAACACCUCGAC